GGUUCAGUACAGAAGCAUUCAAAAGAAAAAGACACAAUGUUGUCGACAAAUACAGAACAUAAUUCUUCUGCAGUAGAGUUGUAUUGCAUCUGUAGGACGCCUUAUGAUGACUCCAAGUUCUACAUUGCAUGUGACCAGUGCCAGGAUUGGUUCCACGGCUCAUGCGUUGGUAUUUCAAAAUGUGAGGCUGAACAACUGGAUACAUACUCGUGCCCCAGCUGCAAACAGACAUCCAGUAGAAGUUCAGGCAAUCAAAACAAACUCCUGACUGAUGAACAGUGGAUAGAAGUUCACAAGGUCAUCCGGCUCCUCAAGGUGCACAAGAAUGCGUGGCCCUUCUUACAACCAGUUGAUGCCGCCCAAGUUCCAGAUUAUUACAAAAUCAUUAAAGAGCCCAUGGAUAUGACGACGAUAGAAGAAAAAACGUGUAGUCGAAAAUAUGAAACUUUAAAUGAUUUUGUCAAAGAUGUCAUGCAAAUAUUUGAUAAUUGUCGUUACUACAAUGCCCGCAAUACGACUUUCUAUAAAUGCGCCGACAUUCUUGAGAUAUAUUUUGUCAAUAAAUUAAAAACUCUUAGAAGCAAAUUAAACGAUAUGUGA
Helobdella robusta is the source of this 600-nucleotide messenger RNA. RefSeq lists its product as hypothetical. Lineage: Eukaryota; Metazoa; Annelida; Clitellata; Rhynchobdellida; Glossiphoniidae. Gene Ontology annotation, molecular function: RNA polymerase II cis-regulatory region sequence-specific DNA binding. The record is from RefSeq and is a predicted model, not a curated record. The annotation marks the transcript as partial. Gene Ontology annotation, cellular component: NURF complex. The transcript has 4 exons. Gene Ontology annotation, biological process: regulation of transcription by RNA polymerase II.